GCCAAUUGUAUGGUCAACAGUCAUCAAGGUGCCAAUUGACAUAGAUAGGACCAUCAUCGUCUUACACAGAUCAUAUCCCUUUCACAGCGUAACAAGCAGUCAACCGAAUGCCGGUGGUAUAAACCGUUAACACCUGUAACCGGCUGUGUGACGUAAACCGGAACCAUAAUAAGUGCGUUACUGUGGAUGAAGAGGUGCAAAAAAAAUAACGCACAAUGCGAAAACGAUACACAAAAAUUACAGGCACGUUUUUGUUAUGAGAAGGCUUUAACAAAGAGCUCUUCAGUCUAGCGAUCACAACAGCGAAUCGGAGACACACGACACGGUUCCAUUGGUCACUUGAAUCCGUAUUUUGACCUUCUCUGUUUCACUUUGCAGAUAGUUUUGAGACGGGGUUGAGUAGCUGGGAUGAAGUUUGCGGAAAACCUCUCUGAGAACAUGGUUCCAGAAUGGAGGGAUAAGUAUCUGGAUUACAAGGGCGGUAAGAAGCUUAUCAAGAAGAUUGCUCAGUCACCUUCGUUUUUAGCGAAGAGUCUUCUCUCAACGCCUGGGACGUCCUCUGCUGCUGCUGAGAGACUGAGGGCCUUCACGCUAACACAGAACAACAGAUCAACAACGCCAGGUUCAUUCGAGUUGCCGCCGGCCGCUGUUGAUCCUACGGAAUCACUGAACAAUGAUGAUGCAAGCAACGAUAGAACUCCACUACUCAGAGCCACAAGCAACCUUGAGCAUACGUUGUCAUCGACCGGGUCCUUAACAGGUGAGAUUCACCAGAGAAAGUCCGCCUCUAAUAGGGCCAGUGUACCGGCAACAUACAGCGGUGGCUCUGCUGAACUGGUCGAAGGGAUAUCAAUGGAUACCAUGAAUGACACGAGUAUUAGUGAAUUCACGGAAUGGCUUGAUAAACAGCUGGCCAAGAUUGAAGGAUUCUACAAAGAAAGAGAGGAUAACAUG
This is a messenger RNA of Williopsis jadinii, 954 nucleotides long. RefSeq names its product Syg1p (gene SYG1). The annotation marks the transcript as partial. The record is from RefSeq and is a predicted model, not a curated record. Gene Ontology annotation, molecular function: inositol hexakisphosphate binding. Gene Ontology annotation, biological process: cellular response to phosphate starvation; phosphate ion transport. Gene Ontology annotation, cellular component: cytoplasm; plasma membrane; Golgi apparatus. Lineage: Eukaryota; Fungi; Ascomycota; Saccharomycetes; Phaffomycetales; Wickerhamomycetaceae. The transcript has 4 exons.